Messenger RNA from Populus trichocarpa (black cottonwood), 1967 nucleotides. RefSeq names its product U1 small nuclear ribonucleoprotein 70 kDa. Bases 222 to 1667 code for a protein of 481 amino acids. Gene Ontology annotation, cellular component: precatalytic spliceosome; U2-type prespliceosome; U1 snRNP. The transcript is spliced from 10 exons. Gene Ontology annotation, biological process: mRNA splicing, via spliceosome. Gene Ontology annotation, molecular function: mRNA binding; U1 snRNA binding. The record is from RefSeq and is a predicted model, not a curated record. Lineage: Eukaryota; Viridiplantae; Streptophyta; Magnoliopsida; Malpighiales; Salicaceae.
UUUCGCUCUAUUUACGAAGUACCGCACACCGCCCCUUUCCUUCUCGCUGGCGCUUCGUUCCGAGAAAUUCUAAUCGGACCCAAAAAAACCGAUCCAAAAAAUAAGAAAUCCCUAUCGAUGCACGUUAUUAUUAAUUUAUUUUCACUAUCUUGUUAAAACCUCGAUUUCUCUAUAAAAUCAUAAAAACCCUAGCUAGCUAGUACAGCUUCGAUCCCUCCACCAUGGGAGACGACAACGAUGCCUUCAUGCGCAACCAAAACGCCGCUGUACGCGGCACGACGAAAGGACAGAACCGCGCCAACGUUCUCCAGCUCAAACUGAUUGGUCAAAGUCAUCCGACGGGAUUAACAACAAAUCUCUUGAAGCUUUUUGAGCCCCGACUUCCUCUGGAGUUUAAACCCCCGCCGGAGAAGAGAAAAUGCCCACCUUAUUCAGGAAUGGCUCAGUUUGUGAGUAACUUUGCAGAGCCUGGUGAUCUGGAGUAUGCUCCGCCUAUCAAAGAGGCUGAAACUCGUUCACAAAGAAAGGCUAGAAUUCACAUGGCACGACUAGAGAAGGGUGCAGAAAAAGCUGCAGAGGAGCUCCAAAAAUAUGAUCCUAAUAAUGAUCCAAAAGUUUCAGGAGAUCCUUACAAGACACUAUUCGUUGCUAGGCUUAAUUAUGAGACCACCGAGAGUAAAAUUAAAAGGGAGCUUGAGUCUUAUGGACCAAUAAAACAGGUUUGCAUGGUAGCUGAUAAAGUGUCAAAUAAACCUAGGGGCUAUGCUUUCAUUGAAUACAUGCAUACACGAGACAUGAAAGCUGCGUAUAAGCAAGCUGAUGGGCGGAAGCUUGAUGGCAGAAGGGUACUAGUGGAUGUUGAACGGGGUAGGACUGUACCAAAUUGGCGACCUCGCAGACUAGGUGGUGGACUUGGAACUACCAGAGUUGGGGGUGAAGAAGUUAAUCAGAGGCAUCCUGGGAGAGAGGUUCAGCAAUCAGGAGGAUUGUCUCGGUCUGAGGAGCCAAGGACACGAGAAGAUCGGCACACUGAACGGGAGAGGGAGGUGUCUCGUGACAGGGGAAGGGACAGGGACAAAGAAAGAGAAAGGGAGAAGUCACAUGAGCGCUCCCAUGACAGGCCAAGGGAUCGUGACCACAGAGAAGAUAGGCAUAACAGAGAUCGUGAAAGAGAGAGAGACCGAGGCCGUGACCGUGAUAGAACACGUGAUCGAGGUCGGGACCGUGGCCGUGACUAUGAGCGUGAUCGAGAGAGAGACCAUGGUCGUGAUCGUGCUCGGGACAGGGAGAGGGACUAUGAAGUCGGUGACCAUUACCAUGGGCGUUCUCAUGAUCGGGAUGAAUCGAAACAUGAGAGGGAUCGACAUGGUGAAAGGGACAAUGAUCAUGCUGAGCCAGAGGAUGAUAUGGGCUGGUAUGAACAACCUGAGCAGGGUCAAAAGCUGCCAGAUGCAGAAGAUGACCAGCAUUAUGAUCACUACGAGCAUCGCAGAAGCAGGGGACGGUAUGAUCACAUGGAUGUUCAAGGUGAUCAUGGCCGCAGUGAUCUAUAUCAUGGCACGGAUCGCGAUGGCGAUCAUAUGGAGGAGGAUGAUUACCACUAUGAUCGUGGAACAUCUGAGUCACGUGAAAAUCGAAGGUUAGAGAGGUCGCCUUCCCAGGAUUAGGACAACUGACAAUGUGGUCUUGCUCAAGGUCUGUUGUGCAUUACUGGGGAGUUGCCAUCGAGGUCUCUAGAAACCUUAACAUCUUUCACACACUGAAGCAGCUUGUUCGCUCCAUUAUUUGGUUUAAGUUGUAUGAAUGUGUUUGUUCAAAAGUUCUGAAUAGUUUCUAGCCUCUGCUUUAUAGUAUCGCUAAUGGAUUAUAAUUUUUAUGUGCUAGUUUCUGGACAGAAUAAACUAUUUUGUUUGCGUAGUUUUGUGCCUAUAUCUGAAACGAAUCAAGAAUACUGCUGGUUUUUUUCA